Messenger RNA from Triplophysa dalaica, 2341 nucleotides. It is a transcript of the gene capn3b, whose product is annotated as calpain 3b. The coding region runs from base 101 to 2239 and encodes 712 amino acids. Lineage: Eukaryota; Metazoa; Chordata; Actinopteri; Cypriniformes; Nemacheilidae. The record is from RefSeq and is a predicted model, not a curated record. Gene Ontology annotation, molecular function: calcium ion binding; calcium-dependent cysteine-type endopeptidase activity. Gene Ontology annotation, biological process: negative regulation of apoptotic process; proteolysis. Gene Ontology annotation, cellular component: cytoplasm. The transcript is spliced from 21 exons.
UGGCAGAUCUUCUGAGAAAGCUGACGUGGAUUGACACUGUGUUUUAAAUUCUCCCUUUUAUCUGCCUUCACCAACCUUAGAGGACUCCAAAAAGAUCAAUAUGAGUGAAAGAGAAGGGAAAGUUUCUGAAAAAUCUGUGCAAAUAACUGAAGCUGCCCCUGGCAACACUUAUUCUGCCAUUUUGAGUCGCAAUGAGGCAGUUAAAGAUGCCAGGCGACUCAAGGACUUUGAGGAGCUCAAAGACAAAUACGCGAGUAAGAAGGUGCUCUUUGAAGACCCGCUGUUCCCUGCUCGGGACUCCUCUCUCUUUUACAAUGAAAAGUUCCCUCUGAAGUUAGAAUGGAAGCGCCCGGCGGAGAUUUGUAGCAAUCCACAGUUCAUUCUCGGGGGAGCCAACAGGACAGAUAUCUGCCAAGGGGACCUGGGAGACUGCUGGUUGCUGGCUGCCAUAGCUUGCCUGACUCUGAAUAAAGUACUGCUGCAACGAGUGAUUCCACAUCAUCAGACCUUCUCCGAAAACUAUGCAGGCAUUUUCCAUUUCCAGUUCUGGCGCUAUGGUGAGUGGGUGGAUGUGGUGGUAGACGAUCGACUUCCAACUUAUAAAAACCAGUUGGUCUUCACCAGAUCUGGAAACAAGAAUGAAUUUUGGAGUGCUCUUCUAGAGAAGGCAUAUGCAAAGCUACACGGUUCUUAUGAAGCCUUAAAAGGAGGAAACACACUGGAGGCCAUGGAGGACUUUACCGGAGGAGUGACUGAGUUUUAUGAAAUUUCAGAGGCACCCAAAGAGUUGUACCAUAUUAUGAGAAAAGCUUUAGAGAGAGGGUCCCUUGUGGGCUGCUCGAUAGAUACAUUGGUUCCAACUGCUCAGAUGACAAAAACUGUAUCUGGACUUGUGAGAGGACAUGCAUACUCAGUCACUGGAGUCGAGCAGGGUAAACGUAAGGAUAGUAAGGACCUAAAGAUCCGUAUUGUUCGUGUACGAGACCCAUGGGGAGUAAACCCCCCUCCUGCCUGUAGGUCUGAUGAAUGGGCUGCACUAGCCACCACUGAACAGGACAAAGAGAGACUCCGACCCACAGAACGAGGAGAGUUCUGGAUGGGCUUUGAGGAGUUUCAAAAGAACUUCACAAAACUGGAGAUCUGUAAUCUCACUCCAGACACCCUGCAGGAUGACCAGAUGUUGAAGUGGAAUGUGACCGUGCAUGAGGGCCGAUGGGUAAGAGGAUGCUCUGCUGGGGGCUGCAGAAACUUUCCAGACACAUACUGGACGAACCCUCAGUACCGUCUGAUUCUUCUGGAGACAGAUGCCAAGCGGAAGACCUGCACUGUGGUGGUGGCACUUAUGCAGAAAGGCAGACGUAGCGAGCGCUGUGCAGGUGGCACCCUACACAACAUUGGGUUCGCCAUCUAUGAGGUUCCUCAAGAGAUGAAAGGCAACCAACAACCGCUGCCAAAAGAUUUCUUCCUUUAUACUGCAUCAAAAGCCCGCGCUAAAUCUUACGUCAACAUGCGUGAAGGAACAGAGCGUUUCUGUCUAAAUCCAGGAGAGUAUGUCAUCAUUCCCUCCACUUUUGAUCCUCAUAAGGAGAGUGAGUUUCUUCUCAGGGUCUUCUCUGAAAACUGGAGCACCUCAGAGGUUAUAGAUGCCGAAAUUGAGGCGGGGCUUGUGGUGAGUCAACACCUGUGUUCGUCGGUCUUGCCUCUUGAGGAAGAAACUGAAGAGGAGAAACAGUUCAGGUCCAUCUUUCAACAGAUUGCUGGAGAUGACAUGCAGAUCAACGCCUACGAACUCAGGACUGUCCUUAACAGAGCGACUGCCAAACACAAAGAGCUGAAAACAGAAGGUUUCAGUCUGGAGAGCUGUAGAAGUAUGAUUGCUCUCAUGGAUACUGAUGGAACAGGACACCUAAAUCUUCAAGAGUUCAAGCACUUAUGGAACAAGAUUAAACAGUGGAAGCUGGUUUUCACACGAUACGACACAGAUAAAUCCAGUACAAUCAGCAGCUUUGAGAUGAGAAACGCAGUAAAUGAUGCAGGUUUCCAACUCAACAAUCAGCUCUUUGAUAUUAUUGCCAUGCGUUAUUCUAAUGAACGCUUGGAACUGGACUUUGACAGCUACAUUAGCUGCCUAGUGCGACUCGAGGGAAUGUUCAGGGCAUUUAAAGCUUUUGACAAUGAUGGAGAUGGCCUUAUCAAGCUUAAUGUUUCUGAGUGGCUCCAGCUGACCAUGUACGCCUAAUCAACAUCUGCCAUUUCAGCUCCAUUCAGUUGUGCAUCACAGACAAAUUGAACCAGUGUUGUGAAAAUUUCCAACGGUUUCAGUUCUUCAGAGAAUUGUUGU